AUGUCAGUCCACGGCCGCCUCUGCUGUCGCGAUGUGGCCACACUCAAGUUGCAGGUGCAAGACUUUAUAUUCCAACAUGAUGAUGCCACCAGGCAAAGCAAAGUAAUGCAGAGCGGGUAUGUCCCAGAUGUGGAUUUGAAAUGGUGUCUCAGGAUUACUGGUCAACAUUGCUGAUAUGCUCCCAGUACAGGUCACUACAUUCCCACUCCCUGUUGUCAGUACUUCUGUAGCAAUAUCAAUAAUUUUUUCUGUCAGGCACAGACUGAGCCAACAAAGAAAGCAGGUGAUGAUGCAAGAAUUGAAAUCAUGUCGGUGACAGAAGAUGAGCUGCCCACCAUUGAACUACCCAACGCCACCCAGAGGGUCCCCAACAUCCCUGAAGCAAAAGUAUUGCCUGUUGAGGCAGGAAAACAUGACAGAACCACUUCAAUGUGCCACAUUUUCACCUCCAAGAAGUUCCUGAUCGUAGUUACGGCUGGAGUGGUAGUCACCACUGUAUUAGUUAUAACAGCCAUUACUGUGGGCGUGACCUACAGCUGCAUCGGUAAAUUCCAGUGCUCGGCAUCUUCACUGUGUCUCUGGUACUCAGCCCGGUGUGACGGGGUUAAAGACUGUCCCUUAGGGGAAGACGAGCUGGGAUGUGUGCGAGUGAGCGGGAAGAAUUCUGUGGUGCAGAUCUAUGCAGAUGGUGUGUGGAGGACAGUGUGCUGGGAGGGAUGGAAUUCCCUGCACGGGACUGCAGCCUGUAAACAGCUGGGAUACAGCAGCUACAUAAGAUCCAUGGAGCUUCCCGUCACAUCCAUCGAGGAAACACUGAGGCACAACUUUGUGGAAGUAGAUUUCAGCCGACAUGUUAUCCAAAUCCAAAUGGUUGUCUCCCUCAGCAAGUGUAACUCAGGGAGGGUAACUUCACUGAAAUGUUUGGAGUGUGGCUCCAGACCCAGAUACUCACCUCGGAUUGUGGGUGGGAAUCUCUCGGUGGCCGGUCAGUGGCCUUGGCAGGUUAGCCUCCACUUGGACGGGCAACACCUGUGUGGAGGAACCAUCAUAUCUUCAGUGUGGAUCGCAACCGCAGCACACUGUGUUGUUGAGUUCAUAUUCCUCUCUUCGUGGAAAGUAUAUGUGGGCAUCAUAGAACAGCCUCUGACGGAAAGCUCGUCAUAUGUUGUGGAAAGGAUCGUACACCACAAGAAGUACAAAGGCCACACUUACGAUUACGACAUUGCACUCAUAAAGCUGGAAACACCACUGACGUUUAAUGAUUGGAUCCAGCCCAUCUGUCUCCCAAAUUCUGGGCAGGAAUUUCCAGAUGGCAAAGCCUGCUGGAUCUCGGGCUGGGGUCUGACCAAUGAAGGAGCAGAGGAAAUUUCUCUCAGUCUAAGAGAGGCCAAGGUUCCCCUGAUUCCCAAUCACAUCUGCAGUCGGCCUGACAUUUACCACAAGAAAAUAAGCUCCAGGAUGAUCUGUGCCGGCUAUCUGCAGGGAGGUGUUGAUACUUGUCAGGGAGACAGCGGGGGACCACUGGCCUGCAGCGAAGAGAAUGGAUGGCAUUUAGUUGGCAUCACAAGCUGGGGAGCGGGUUGCGCCAACCAGAACAAACCCGGGGUGUACGCGAGGGUCACCGAGUACCUGGACUGGAUCCAUGAGCAAAUGGAGGUACUGCUGCCGCUGUACGCCAGCCUUGCAUUGUCUUUGACGCUCUCUUUGCCCUUUGAUAGAAGCCAGGAGGUGAGUGGGUGGAAAUGCCAAGGAGAGGAGGUGUGGGUCAGGAAACUUGGAUUUCCUGAAUGCCUUGUGGAAUUUUUAACUGCAGGGCCCCUUUAA
Molecule: messenger RNA, 1824 nt
Organism: Mobula hypostoma (lesser devil ray)
Lineage: Eukaryota; Metazoa; Chordata; Chondrichthyes; Myliobatiformes; Myliobatidae
Product: transmembrane protease serine 3-like
Biological process (GO): proteolysis
Cellular component (GO): membrane
Molecular function (GO): protein binding; serine-type endopeptidase activity
Source: RefSeq, a predicted model, not a curated record